AGUAGCGUAGGGGCCGCCUCUAUCAUGGCCGGUGGGGGAGGCGAGGCGGGAGCGUGCGCGGUGUCUCCCCCGCCGCUGCAGGGGCUGCAGCUGGUGCAGCAGGGGGCCGAGGCGCGGCUCUACCGGGGACAGUUCCUGGGCCGGGCGGCUGUGGUCAAGCUCCGCUUCCCCAAGCGCUACCGGCACCCGGCGCUGGAGGAGCGGCUGAGCCGGCGGCGGACGGCGCAGGAGGCCCGCUCCUUGCUGCGCUGCCGCCGGGCAGGGAUUUCUGCACCAGUCGUUUACUUUGUGGAUUAUGUCUCCAACUGUAUAUAUCUUGAAGAUAUUGUAGAAUCAACUACAGUUCGGGAUUAUAUAACUUCUGUACAGCAAAGUGGAAAGGAUACCAGCAACCUCUUUCUCUUAGCAGAAAAGAUAGGUGAGGUUUUGGCACGAAUGCAUGAUGAGGAUCUUAUCCAUGGAGAUCUUACAACUUCCAACAUGCUUUUGCGACCACCAGUAGAAGAGCUGGACCUGGUGCUGAUAGAUUUUGGACUGAGUUUUAUUUCUGGUCUUCCUGAGGAUAAAGGAGUUGAUUUGUAUGUUUUGGAGAAAGCUUUUCUAAGUACUCAUCCAAACACAGACACACUGUUUGAAGCCCUGCUGAAGAAGUACUCUGCUACAUCUAAAAAAUCAAGUCUAGUGAUCAAAAAGCUGGAUGAAGUACGACUACGGGGAAGAAAGAGAUCCAUGGUUGGAUAGAAGAAAGCAGAAUUUGUGGGAGGGUAGGGGAAAUGUAACUUCCUAUGAUGUGCAAAUGUGCUUGUUUAUUAAUUGUUUGGUCUUAUUUCAUAAUUCACCAUUUUGGUAGCUUUCAUUGUCUUACAAAUGUACAAUAAACCAGUUUAAUCCAA
Malaclemys terrapin pileata is the source of this 893-nucleotide messenger RNA. RefSeq names its product TP53 regulating kinase (gene TP53RK). Bases 25 to 741 code for a protein of 238 amino acids. Gene Ontology annotation, molecular function: protein serine/threonine kinase activity; ATP binding. NCBI's taxonomy places the organism in Eukaryota, Metazoa, Chordata, Testudines, Emydidae. The record is from RefSeq and is a predicted model, not a curated record. Gene Ontology annotation, cellular component: cytosol; nucleus; EKC/KEOPS complex. Gene Ontology annotation, biological process: protein phosphorylation. The transcript is spliced from 2 exons.